GCGCCACUUCCGGCGCUCUGUCAGUCUGCGGCUAACGGGAGAUGAGGGCAGCAGACGAAGGCAGGGGAGGUCGGGGGUGGAGGGACCGAGUCUGAGACCGACGCUGCCGACCACAGACCUGGGGGGGGAUCCUUCUCACGCAGUUAUGAGAAAGAAGAGGAGAACCUGAACAGGGAGGGGGGACAAAAAUAAAUAAAUAAAUAAGCAGACACGGGGUAGCUUCUCCGCGGGGAUCAGCCGCUGGACCGCUGCGGGGGGGGGUGGUGGAGGUGGUGGGGGGGGGAGCGCCGCCGUGUAUGUUUUUGUGAAGUUGAGCGCGAUCGUCGGAGCGGCGCAGAGGCACCGGCGGGAUGCUGCGCUGGAUACGACAGCAGCUGGGUUUCGACCCACCUCAUCAGAGUGACACUAGAACAGUCUAUAUAGCCAACCGGUUUCCCCAGCAUGGUCACUACACCCCCCAGAAGUUUGCAGAUAACAGAAUCAUAUCGUCCAAGUACACUAUUUGGAAUUUUGUUCCGAAGAAUUUAUUUGAGCAGUUUAGAAGAAUAGCCAAUUUUUAUUUUCUUAUCAUUUUCCUGGUGCAGCUGAUGAUAGACACCCCCACUUCUCCUGUGACCAGCGGACUUCCCCUGUUCUUUGUCAUCACUGUGACGGCCAUUAAGCAGGGCUAUGAGGACUGGCUGCGGCACAAGGCCGACAAUGAGGUGAACGGGGCACCUGUGUUCGUGGUGCGGAGUGGCAGCCUGGUGCAGACGCGCUCCAAGAACAUCCGGGUGGGCGACAUCGUGCGAGUGGCCAAGGAUGAGACCUUCCCGGCUGAUCUGGUCCUCCUGUCAUCUGAGAGAGAUGAGGGGACGUGUCACAUCACCACGGCCAGCCUGGAUGGGGAGACCAAUCUGAAGACACACUUUGCAGUUCCAGAGACAGCUGUAUCCCAGACCGUGUCCAAACUGGAGGCCCUCCAAGCUGUGGUAGAGUGCCAGCAGCCAGAGCCGGACCUGUACAGGUUCAUUGGCCGGAUCACUGUGUCGCAGCAGGGGGAAGAGAUCGUAAGACCCUUAGGACCAGAAAACCUUCUGCUUCGUGGGGCUAGACUGAAAAACACCAAGGAAAUUUUUGGAGUGGCAGUUUACACGGGGAUGGAGUCCAAGAUGGCUCUGAACUACAAGUGCAAAUCGCAGAAACGCUCGGCUGUGGAGAAGUCGAUGAAUACCUUCCUGAUCAUCUACUUGGGCAUCCUGCUGUUCGAGGCCAUUCUCAGCACUAUCCUGAAGUACGCUUGGCAGUCUGAGCCCAAGUGGGACGAGCCCUUCUACAACAGGAAGACGGAACAGGAGAGGAACAGCAGCCAGAUCCUGAAGUUCAUCUCUGAUUUCCUCGCUUUCCUGGUGCUCUACAAUUUCAUCAUCCCCAUCUCACUGUACGUGACUGUGGAGAUGCAGAAGUUCCUAGGCUCUUUUUUCAUUGGCUGGGAUCUGGACCUUUACCACAUAGAGAGUGACCAGAAGGCCCAGGUCAACACCUCAGACCUCAACGAGGAGCUGGGCCAGGUGGAGUAUGUUUUUACGGACAAGACGGGCACCCUGACGGAGAACGAGAUGCAUUUCCGGGAGUGCUCCAUCAACGGGGUCAAGUUCCAGGAGAUUAAUGGCAAGCUGGUACCAGAGGGCAUGACAGAUGAUGCCCCAGACGGCUGCAUGCCGCUCCUGAGCACAGAGGAGGAGCUUUUCCUGAAGGCCGUGUCACUCUGUCACACGGUGCAGAUCAACUACGAAGAGCCGGAUUGUGUCUGCGACUCCUUCUACCAAGCCAAUGGUGUCUCGUUGCAGAUGGAGUACUACGCCUCAUCCCCAGAUGAGAAAGCGCUGGUGGAGGCCAUGAAAAGAAUGGGCGUUGCCUUCACUGGGAACAAUGGGGAAAUCAUGGAAAUCAAGACAUUUGGUAAAUCAGAGAGAUUUAAGCUGCUGCACGUUUUAGAGUUUGACGCAGACCGAAGGAGGAUGAGCGUCAUCUUACAGACGCCGACAGGCGAGAAGGUGCUGUUUACUAAAGGAGCCGAGUCGUCCAUCUUCCCUCACGCCAAAUCCGGCGAGGUGGACAAGACCCGUCUGCACGUAGACGAGUUCGCUCUGAAAGGCCUGAGGACCCUGGUGGUGGCCUGCCGGCGCUUCAGCGCUGCCGAAUAUGAGGAAGUGGACCGGCGCCUCCAUGAGGCCCGCACGGCCCUGCAGCAGCGUGAGGAGCGCCUGGCCGAGGUCUUCAGCUUCAUUGAGAAGGACCUCGAACUGCUGGGGGCCACCGGCGUAGAGGACAAGCUACAGGAGAAGGUGCAGGAGACGAUCGAGGCACUGCGCCUGGCCGGCAUCAAGGUGUGGGUGCUGACGGGCGACAAGCAUGAGACUGCGGUGAGCGUCAGCCUCUCCUGCGGACACUUUCACAGGACUAUGAACAUCUUGGAGCUGGUGCAGCAGAAGUCGGACAGUGAAUGUGCGGAGCAGCUGCGACAGCUGGCCAGGAGGAUCCGGGAAGACCACGUGAUCCAGCACGGCCUGGUGGUGGAUGGCGCCAGCCUGUCGCUUGCUCUGCGGCAGCACGAGCGCCUCUUCAUGGACGUGUGCCGCAGCUGCUCGGCCGUACUGUGCUGCCGCAUGGCGCCCCUGCAGAAAGCCAAGGUUGUGCGGCUGAUAAAGACCUGCCCAGAGAAACCCAUUACGUUAGCCGUCGGGGACGGCGCCAAUGAUGUCAGCAUGAUUCAGGAGGCCAACGUCGGAAUAGGCAUCAUGGGCAAAGAGGGGAGACAAGCUGUGCGAAACAGUGACUAUGCAAUAGCGAGGUUUAAGUUCCUUGCCAAAUUACUCCUGGUCCACGGCCACUUCUACUAUAUUAGAAUAGCAACCCUUGUACAGUACUUUUUCUACAAGAAUGUGUGUUUUAUCACUCCCCAGUUUUUGUACCAGUUCUUCUGUCUGUUUUCACAACAAACGCUGUACGACAGUGUUUAUCUGACCCUGUACAAUAUCUGCUUCACAUCGCUGCCCGUACUGGUUUACAGCCUCUUUGAGCAGCUGGUUCACCCACACGUGCUGCAGAACAAGCCAGCUCUGUACAGAGACAUCAGUAAAAACUCCCUCCUGUCCUUCAGGACCUUUCUGUACUGGACAUUGCUGGGGUUUUGUCACGCCUUUGUGUUCUUCUUUGGCUCCUACAUCCUAAUGGGCGAGGACACCUCCCUCAUGGGCAAUGGGCAGAUUUUGAGAGCCAACAGGCAACUGAUGUUUGGAAACUGGACAUUUGGCACACUCGUGUUCACUGUGAUGGUCAUUACUGUUACGCUGAAGUUGGCUUUGGAGACUCAUUUCUGGACCUGGAUGAAUCACUUUGUGACCUGGGGCUCCAUCGCUUUCUACUUCAUCUUCUCUCUCUUCUACGGGGGAAUCAUAUGGCCGUUCCUGCACACGCAGGACAUGUACUUUGUCUUCGUGCAGCUGCUUUCCAGCGGCUCAGCCUGGUUCGCCAUCAUCAUCAUCGUCAUCACGUGCCUGUUCCCGGACGUGAUCAAGAAGGUUUUCUACAGACACCUGCGGCCCACCAGCACCCAGAAAUCCCAGAUGUAUGCCAACAGGGUCGUUAUAGGCGACGACUUCAUCGCUCUGCAGCCACUGUCCAGAGCCAAGAACCAGCUGGGCAGAAUUAGCCUAUUGAAGCCUACCCGGGCACCAGCUGCAUGGACUCGGCCUGCUGCUUCUCCAGCAGGAAGGACUGGCGGGAGUGGCUGGGCCAGCUGGUGGAGCGAGUGAUGAUCCGCUACGGGCCCGGCCGGGUCACCAGAUGGUGGAGAGACUCGGAUCCCUUCUGUUCCAAUGACCAGCGCAUCCUGACGCACUCCCCAGUGGAGGCCACACGUUGCUAGGGUGCCGGAGAGGCGCUUGCAAACGCCCAGAAGCAGUCCCCCCCGACCCCCACCCCCCGCCCUGCUUUAGUGCCACCCCGGGGAGGAACACAGAGCCGGUUGGCCCGGGAGCCACCUAACUCAUGUUUCCUCUGUAAAUAAAGGUUUAGUUACACCAAAGAUGGGCAGCAGAGUCCAGUGAUGGAUUUUGUCAGGCUUCACUUAGUACAGAAUAAUCUGCUUUGCUCUAGUAGAUAUCUGCUGCUUUACCUUAAGACUGUUUUGGAGGGCCCGUAUUCCCGGAGGAAAACAGGUGUCCUUUUUAAGCCAUAUUCCCUUUGUUGGUUUGUUUUUUUUUUUUGGUGUACCUGAUAUUUAAGGAAUUACAUUGAAUCGGUACUUAUGUCUAUUGAAUGACUGGAUACCUCUCCUCCCCUUUCCCAAAACCAUUACACAUAAAUGUCUGGAAUUGGUCUGCUUAGCUUAACAAAGAAGUUAUUGAAGAAUGUUGAAAAUGGUUUCAAGAUGACCGUUUUCACUCGUUUGAAGUCUCGUAUACCAUCAUCUUAGCUUUUUUCUACAUGCCGUCCAUCACCUCCGCACCAGCAUGUCAUUGACGUUCACGUAGUCGUCCUCGUUGCUUUGUGCCGUCAUUUAUGUUGCUACUAAUUACUUGUUUUAUGACAUGAUGCGUGUUUCCAGCACCGGGCCAGUGAACGUGGUAGCCCACGCACAUUAUUAGGCCGGCAGCGAUGACUUGCAUUCCUAUCAUUAGGGUAGGGGUUAGGGGGUAAACGAGACAACCGUUUUAAACUUACCGCUGCGAGACGUGAAAGCUUUUCAAAGGAUAUUUGGGGGAGACUAGUAUCACAGAAGCACAUCCUGCGGAAGCUUGCCCUCCAAGUUGACUGCAAAUGGGCUGGACUUGAUCUCCUAACUCGUCAAGCGUGAAGAUACCUUUAUUCCACAACAUAGACAUGAAGAUACAUGAUGAUGCUGCUCCAGCUGUGAUUUCUCUUCUUCCCCCUUUGUCGUCACAUCGCCAGUUACGGGAAUUUUAGAGGUCUUUAAGCCGUGCGAUGGAGAUAGCUACAGGUACAGACUGGGAACUGUGGAGCGUCAUGGAGUCGCUUAUGGUUUGCUUUUUUUCCUGGUUUUUGGUCCUCUGAAUGUACUUUUGGUCUCCUGUGAUAUUUCAGAUGUAUUUUUACUGCCGCGCGGCAGCGUCCGUCCGUCCCAAAUGGUGAGCUUUAGACCUUAAUUGUUCUACGUAGUGGCAGAACUCGUGAUGCAUUAGCAAUAACACCCCAAAAGGACCUCAGACGUCAUUUCUGUUGCAUCGACUUUAUUUCUGUGUUGUUUUUCAAAUAAAACUUAUUUUUGUCUGUUUACUGUA
Brienomyrus brachyistius is the source of this 5285-nucleotide messenger RNA. RefSeq names its product ATPase phospholipid transporting 11B (putative) (gene atp11b). The transcript is spliced from 32 exons. The record is from RefSeq and is a predicted model, not a curated record. Lineage: Eukaryota; Metazoa; Chordata; Actinopteri; Osteoglossiformes; Mormyridae. Gene Ontology annotation, biological process: phospholipid translocation. Gene Ontology annotation, cellular component: endoplasmic reticulum; plasma membrane; recycling endosome. Gene Ontology annotation, molecular function: magnesium ion binding; ATPase-coupled intramembrane lipid carrier activity; ATP binding. Bases 351 to 3797 code for a protein of 1148 amino acids.